AGGAAUAGUAAUGAGCACAGUAUAAAAUGAGAAUUAUACAUUAUGAAUUUGCAUAUAUCUUUUCAUUGAAACGGAGUGGUGUAUAUGUGAUUCUGUUAUUUACAAGUCUGCGGUCUUCUAGUGAUAUUUAAGUUUCUGAUUCCUGUUCUGUAUCGCUUUCAAAAACGCAUUUUCGUGGUAACGUAGUUCAAGACACAAUUCAAAAGUUACUUGAAUACCAUAACCCAUAAAUUUUUAUAGGUAGCAUGAUUACAACAGGUACUGAUUUAUACAGCUUUUGUGGAAGACUAAGAAAUGAAAUAUCAUUACUGCAGUUAUUGUUAAAUCUCGGACAUUUACAUGCAGAAAUUGCGUCUGAGUGCCAUAAAUGACAUUUUAAGAAUUUUAAAUCAAAAUGUCAGCUUUUAAUGAACAUCAGUUUGAGAAGAGACUGCAGUUGCUUAAAGACUCUCAGGAUAGUAUACAAUCUUUGUCAUCAUGGUGCUUGCAGCAUAGGCAACACCACAAGAAGAUUGUAGGUUGUUGGUUACGUGUUUUGAAGAAAGUGAGGAUUGAGCAUCGUUUGACCUUGUUUUAUCUGGCAAAUGAUGUAAUCCAAUACAGCAAGCGGAAGAACUAUGAAUUUGUGGAGAGUUGGGGUACUGCUCUCCAGAGGGCGACAACUAUGGUUCGGGAAGAGAAGGUAAAACACAGAAUACUUCGCAUAUUCAAAAUAUGGGAUGAACGAGGAAUAUAUGACGAGGCCUUUAUAGCUGAUCUCUCAGGACUUCUGAGUACAAAUACCAAGAAAACAAGUAAUGAAACAGUCACCGAUUCUUCAGACUUUCAGCCUCCAAUGCUGAUUUCCAAGAUUCGCAGCUGUAAGAAGUUGGAAGAUGAUACUGAUCUGAAAUUGAAGAGGCUAAACGAAAGUCAUCUAUCAUUUUCUGAUGCAGAUGCCCUACGUAGUCAUCUGAAAGAUAGGAGACAAGGGGAUGACGUAGUUGCCGAAGUUGAUGAAGGUGUCAGCAAAAUGCAAGGGUUUGUGAGAGCUUUAGAACUGGAAAUAAAAGAAAGGACUGCUCUCAUUGAGUUGCUUGAACAUGCUGAUUCCUUCUAUGAAACCCAAAAAGGAGAGGCAAAAGUUGUAGCCAAUGCCUACAGGAACUUUGGUAGUCGUGUAAAGAAUUUGAAGCGCCGUCUUGAUGAUUUGAUUCCAACACUGAAGGAGGUCAGUCCAGUUCCAUCUCCAGAUGUUAAUGCUCCAUCUCCAUCACCAGAUUCAGAUAUUGAAUUGCCAGAAGAAAGUGACAAUACAGGAUCUAUUGGUGACGCUUUCUUUAAUUCAUUUAAUUCAAAAGCACGUCCCAUCAAAACAGUGUUGCAAGACGAACCUCCACAACAGCAGCACAGCAGUACGCUAGACAAUUGCUUCACAAGUUUCAUGGGAAACUCAUGUCUACCAUUUGAUAUACAGAAGAGCCUGUUCAAUGAAACCAGUACAGAAGGCUUAUUAUCCCCUUCUCCUAUGCCAGCAUUAGAUGAUCCAGUUGGUGUUCCAUUGCUUAAUACAUUAUCACCAUCAGAGGGGAAACCAAUCGAAGUAAUAAAUUCAAGAACGAAGCCUGAUGAGGGAUUCAACAUCACAGAGUUCUUAAAGUCUUUGAUACCAUCGGGAGGCAGUCCAAUCAUUCCAGGCCUUAAUGUGGAUCCACCUCCACAGAGCACACUUCUGCAGACUGCUUCAAAGUCCAUUUACAGUCCAACCGCAGAACUGAAUACAACAGACCAAUAUGACUAUCCUGGACAAACAUCUACCCCUUUGCAACCACCACCAUUGCCACCAAAUUUGUUCCCUUUGGAAGAACCAUCAUACAAGUAUGAACAAUCAGUGGAACGGGAGGAAGAUGCUUGGAAUACUAAACUGCCUCCUAAGUUUCCCACAUGGGGUGACACUGCCUCUGCUUGGGAAAGAGAGGAACAUGACAAAACAACUGAGUGGAUGCCUGUCAUGCCACCGAAUAAGGCACCACCACUUACCUUGGACACCCCAGAGUCACCACCAUUGUAUGAGAAGGAAGGUUUCAGCGAUCCGGUCGAAUAUGAUGAUUCAGUGGUUGAUUCUGUGUUGAUGUCCAGCAGUGGAGAUGUAGACCACCGCACUCUGGUGCAACUGCCACAGAUCAAUCACACAAAAGACACUGACUGUCGGAUUUCACUCCCAGUGAAACAUUUGAAGGAUACAGAUCACCGUGUGAUUCCACCUGUAACUCCAGCAAAUAAGGCCAAAAAAGAUAUGGACCAUCGCCCGCUGAUGCCUCGUAAGAAAGAUGUGGACCAUCGUAAUCUUAUUAGUUUAACUGGUUCUCCUGUACGUGAUAAUUCGGCAUUGCCUCCUCCACCGAUUCCUCGUUUGGACUGGUGUCACAGUGACCAAGAUUAUCGUACUACGGCAAUAAUCAGCAAUUUAAGCAAAAAAGAAAUCUUGCAACAGAGAGAUCUGGAUUACAGACUACAUCAGCCUCAUUCUGUUGGUCGCAGGCAGCAAGAUGAAAACCAAGAUAAUGUGGAAAGUGUGGAUAUGGAAAUGAGUGAUGAAGAAAUGGCUGAAGAAAUUGCAAGUGAGAAGAAAGAAGUAGUGACUGAGAAAGAUAAAAGUUUUGAAACAUCUCAAAAUAAUAAACCUGUUAUAUCAUUCAACAUAAACAGUCAUUCAAAGAUUUUAGCCAAUUCACCUCUGAAUGAAGUAAAAGAAGACCGAGUAAGGUCAAGAAGUCAUGUAUAUGGCUGUCAAAAGAUUCCAACUAUAAGUGGUAUAGGAGGAAAUACACAUGCUCCUCGUGGAAUGGGACCUCGUCCUCGCAUGCCACUCCUGUUGACACCCCAAGGAAUAAAGAGGCUUCCUCCUCCUAGUGUGGCAAGGAGUUUCAGACCUUCCAUGAUGUUUCCUCCACCACCUGUUCCCCCUCUCCCCCCUCAUAUAGUUCUUGUACCACAGUCAGAGAGUUUUAAUGUUGCAGUUGAAAUAAAACCUCAGUCAGAAAUAGAAUCACACGUUGAAAUUCAAGACACAUUGUCUUGUGAAGAAGUUGCUUUGGAAGAGGAGGUAACUACAGAAACACUUCUGCUGUCACUGCCACCUUCACCUUCACCCACAUCAGAGCCUGUUUUGAAAGAACAGGAGAAACCAGAAGUAAAAGUGAAUAGUGAUGGGAGACAGAGGACUCCUGAUCCAGAUCCAGAAAAGGAAACAGCUGAAGUGAACGUUGGUAGUAGUGUUACAGAGAAUGUUCGUACAGAUGAAACAACUGAAGACCCACCAAAUCAUAAUGAGGAUAUAGCAACUGAAGAGAAUGUCACACAAGUCAGCAGUAUCCCAGAAAUUGAACCUGUUGCAAGAAAAGGAGAUGAACAUCUGAAGAAACAUUUGGAGGUAGAUGGCAGUGAACACUGGAUGAAUAAUGAACUAGCAGAACUUGAAAAACUUGAUAUGGGCAGAAUGGAACAGGACAGGGGUCAAAGAGGCCGAGGUCGUCCAUUCAAUAACUUCCCACGUGGUGGAUUUAUUCCCAGGUCCAGGCCAAUGUGGAAUGGACCCAUGCGCGGUGGUCCUCCUGUCCGAUUUCCCUUCCGACCUCCUCUUGAUAGGCCUUUUGGUAGAGGACAUAGAGGAGUUUUCAGGCCUUUCAGGGGAAAUCAUGGCCAUUUUGGUGGAUGGUGAAUUUUACAGGGGUAAAUACAUGGCUGCCAAUAAUUAAUUUUUUGAAUUGGAGAUGAAUUAGAAAUUCAAAGUGAUAUACAUGUAACUUUUCUUUUCUACAUCCAGAAAAUUAUUAUGAGAUCUUUAAUUUUGAGAAAUACUUUCAGUUUAUCUUGUAUUUGUAUUGGAAGACAAAAAUUAAUAGGCAAUCUUCAAAGUUAUGUACAACACAAAUGGUUUGUAUUUCUUUUUGCUGGGAACAGUAAAUCUUAAAGAAGAUCCUGUUAUGAUGUUUAUCAAGGAAGAUGUAUGCAGUUGAAUGAACCCAUACUUUGCAAAAUUUUGAACUAUUACUGCAUAGCUUACAUAAGUUGUACACACAUGCACAUGUCUGAUCUUCAGUAAUUUGUGUUUUGUGCUUGAACAGUGUCAGGUGUAAUUUCCUUUAUGGAAUGAACUUAUUUCAGGUUGAGGCUUCAAAACUUUAAUGUGAUGGUUAAUCAGAUAAUUCAGCAAAAAUUUAAGUAAUCUUAACACAUAAUAAUGAAACAUGGUUGGGUUCAGUCAUUGCUAUUUUAUUGUUUGCAGUCCAUAUAGGUGUUAUGGUUUAAUGAUAGACCAUAUACAAUAAUAUCAACAUGAAAUUUUGUGUUUGAAUGGAAGUAUGUGGAACAUCAUGGUGAGAUGUCAGUUAUGAGUAUUGUCACUGAUUUUAUAAUUAUUAAUUAAGUACACCAAAACCAUCUGCAAACAAAAUGCACCAGAUUUGUUUCAAUAAGCAAAUCACAUGAUGAGCCAUAUUCGUACCAUUUAUCCUAAUUACAUAUGUUAUGUAUGAUAUAUUGUAAUGAAUUGAAGUUUGAUUCACCCAGUGGAAUUUGCAAAACCAGAUGUACAGAAAUUGUAAUUCGGAUUUUUGAAAGACUGUCUGAAGCUCAGUUAAUGCUAAUUGUCGUAUGUAUAGUUGGCACCAGUUGCCUACAGUCUCCAAGUUUCCAUAUAUCUAAACUUAGUCUUUUCAUUCUUUAUGCACCUUCCUGUUUGCACGUGCUUUUAGGUUUUAAUUGAUUGACAUAGAAUGCUUAUAACAUAAAUACAUGUUUACAUGUGUUGUUAAUGUGUGAUAGAUAUUGUUACAGAGUAAUUAUAUUUCCCAUAUGGUAGAGUAUAUGUACACCUUCUGUAGAAUGUGUGGUUAAGUAUUUACCCUUACAAAAAGAAAAAUGUUUAAUUUUUGUUCAUUUAUAUUGCAUUAUAUUGUACUUGCAUUUGUCAGUGCAAGAGCAAUAAAUGGAGAACACAAUUUUAUUUGGGUAAAAUAAGCAAGUGCAUAGUAUAUGGAAUUUCUCUCUUAUGAUCUCCAGUUCCAUUAUAUGUCCAGAAAUAUGCUGUGAUUAAAGUACCUACGCUUUGGCUUCUGAGAGCAUACUAAUGCAACAUAAAUGAACAAAGCUGUGGUACUGUCUGGGACAGUUUUAUUUUGACCUACUGUCUUGGUCGGGGUUUUCUGACUGAAUUUGCAGUUGAACACCGUACAUGUAUAUUUUCCCAACAAAAUUUAUACAGUGCGGAUGAAGGUUGGACGGUUAACAGGAUUUUAUGUAUGUAUACCCACACUUUUGUAUUUAUGAAAUUUAGAUAAUGGCUUCCCCCCUGAUAACUUUCUCUUGUGAGAAAUAAGAGGAAAAACAAUUAUCUCUAAUUAUAAAUGAUUGAAAUUGGGUUUUCAUGGUGCUAUUUUCGUAUUGGAUAUUGUGUUAGUCACGUAAUUUGGUAAUUGACGACAUUUUAAAAUAUUUUUAGGUGGAUUCGCGGGUUACUUGUAUUUUGGUAGUGAACGUGUAGUGAUUUUCGACAUACGUAGUGUUAUUAAGUCGUGAAGAAUAGUUUAAUUUGUGAACUUGAAUCGUAUGAAGUUUUGGAAUUGUGGUUUUAGACGUCGCCAAUCUGUAAACCACGACAAUGGACAGCGAAACUAAUGCGAUUACCUUGUAUUUCUUAAGUUGGUAAGAUUACUUGCUUUCAAAACUACCUAUAACACGAAGCGGUAUCAUAGUGUUAAGGUAGUUCCUUGCAUUUACAAUAGGCGGCAGCAUAAUAGGUAAUCGAUUUAUGAAGUUGCUGUAGAAUCGAAUUUGCCUAUAUCGAUGUAUUGAUCAGGAACUUCAGUAUGAUAAGGUUAGAUGUUUGUAUUUUAUUUCCAUCUUUGUGACUUUUUGUGAAAAUAUCGGCGGUUUUGUUGAGAACUGCAGGAAUUGGUUUGGUUGAAAAUAUUUUCAGAAACUUUGGUUGCCAUAUAACAGGAGAUGAUGUUCUACAAGUUCCAUUUUGAUUUUGUUUCUCUGCUUUCCUUGAUAUUGUGGUUCCUGGUUAAGGUGGAAUUAAUUUCCAUUUUAUAUGAUGUUCCCUCCAGCUAGUCAUUGUUUUAAUAGGAAAUACAAUUUUCCAGAUGUUGUAUCUUUUUAUGAGAUUUAUAUUUUAUGCUUUUAUAUAUGAAAUACAGAAGAUUUUUUUAA
This is a messenger RNA of Zootermopsis nevadensis, 6195 nucleotides long. RefSeq lists its product as uncharacterized. Gene Ontology annotation, biological process: mRNA 3'-end processing. NCBI's taxonomy places the organism in Eukaryota, Metazoa, Arthropoda, Insecta, Blattodea, Termopsidae. The record is from RefSeq and is a predicted model, not a curated record. Gene Ontology annotation, molecular function: RNA polymerase II complex binding.